UUAAAUUUGGUUUUAUCUUUCUCCAUGGGUUAAUCCAUUGGAGAUAAAUUUUUUUACGAAGUAUAAAUAGGACUGCGCCUUUCUCAAUUUUACCGCUGAAACGGCUGAUUGCAACAGUAGCACUAUGCCAGCAGAAGUGAAUGAAACCGCUUCAGAAAAUAUCCUGAUACCAAAUGUUCCGCUCAUGGACUACAUUAUCCCGCGUUUACGGGAGGGCUUAAAAACGUGGCCUGAGGAUAAAGAAUGGAUUGUGGAUAUUCCAUCGGGACGGAGCAUCAAACUUUCCGAAGUUGAGCCUAAUGCGUACAAAAUUGCUAGUGCCCUCACAAGAUUGGGCAUCAAACACGGCGAGUUCGUCUAUUUCGUGACAUACGAGUUGGCCCAGUUUUUCCAAAUCCAGAUUGCACUGUACUUGCUGGGUGUCCCACUCAGAGGAUGCCACCCCACAGAUAAAAUCGAAAACUUCAUCAAGCAAAUUAAUGAAGUCAAAGCAAAGUUUAUAAUCGUGGACAACGAAUCGAUCGAAAAUGUUCGGGAGGCUCUGAAGAGCAUCGAUUUCCCUGUUCAACUGAUCAGUGUGGGCGCAGAGCAGAUUCCGGAAACGGUUCAUUUUUGCCAGCUUCUGAAAGACGAUGGCUCUGCGUUUCCAAACAACGUCAAAAUCAACGCCGAGAGAGAUGUCGCCGUUGUGAUCAACACAAGCGGCUCCACUGGCGAUCCGAAAGGAGUGGUUCACACUCAUAAAAGCAUCCUCGCAGGAGUUCUAAACCUUAGAAACCGCAUGGGAAUCGAAUACUCCAUGAUGGAGUUUAACACAAACUAUGGAGUCAUUUCAAACGGAAUGCUCCUACACAACCUAUGUCAUGGUGUGACGACCUACCACUUCACCAAGUUUGUGAAGGAGAAUUUAAUUGAAAAUCUGCUUAAGUACAAGCCAAGAGGAAUCAUAAUGUACCCACACAUUGCUGCGUGGCUUGCGAAACAAAAGGAAGAACUGAACUUAAUCAGGCAGCUGGACUUUUUGCGCGUAAUGCUAGUAGGUGGGUGGGUGAUAGACAUCCCUACGGCCGACACUUUGUGCGAAUCCCUGCCAAACACCCACAUCGCACCAAUUUACGGAAUGUCCGAAGCUUUUGCAGUGGCCAUAACUGACAUGAGAGACGGAAUACAAGAAAAAAUCAAUCGUAUUGUCAAUGGGGGGAAAGAGUACAUUGCCACAGGAAGACCGUUGCCAAACGUUCAAGUAAAGAUUGUGGAUUUUAAAACUCACGAGGAAGUAUCCCCAGGUGUACGAGGCGAACUUUUAUUGAAAACUCCUUCGGCUAUGGCUGGUUACCUGAGUGUGCUUGGAAAAGAGCACAAUCGAAUCAGUUUCACGAAAGACAACUGGUUGUGCACUGGAGACAUGGCUUUCGUUGAUAACAAGGGCUGUAUCUACAUAAUGGAGAGACUUUCCAUGGUAUACAAGCACUUGAUUCACUUUGUAUCUCCAAGUGAAGUUGAGUCCCUUCUUCUUGAGCACCCUGACGUUGUCGAGGCGGGCGUAAUCGCGUUACCAGACCCGCAGGUCGAGUCCAUGGCUCUUGGCUUUGUUGUCAAAAGACCCGGAAGCAAGUGUACUGAGACCGAACUGGUCAAGUUUGUGGCUGAUAAGGCCCCCUUUUUCAAACAACUCCACAAGGGCGUGAGAUUUAUGGACGCUCUCCCCAUCGGUCUAGGAGGAAAAGUGGACAGAAUGGCUCUCAAAAGGAUGGCAAUGGAACAGAUUCAUUGAAAAAAAAAAUUAUAAAGCAAUGUUCAUGUAUUUAAUUUUUGAAAUAAAUUCUUUUGUGUAUAAAUAGUAA
Neocloeon triangulifer is the source of this 1844-nucleotide messenger RNA. RefSeq lists its product as uncharacterized. Bases 125 to 1774 code for a protein of 549 amino acids. Gene Ontology annotation, molecular function: CoA-ligase activity. Lineage: Eukaryota; Metazoa; Arthropoda; Insecta; Ephemeroptera; Baetidae. The record is from RefSeq and is a predicted model, not a curated record. The transcript has 10 exons.